AUGUCUGUACAGUUCUUUACUAACAGCCCUCAAUAUAAGGCCUAUCUACUUCUCAGAGGAAAUGGCUCUUGAAGUUAAAUGAGACUGGAUAAAAUAUAUACAUGAAGCAGAGGCUGCUCUACAUGUGUUAAGGCUAAAAUACCAGAAGAGUUUUUGAUCAGCCAGACUUGGUAGCUUGUCAUAAUGAAGAAAAUUAGUCUCAAAACAAUUCGCAAGUCCUUUAACUUAAAUAAAAGCAAAGAAGAAAGUGACUUUGUAGUGGUUCAGCAGCCAUCAUUAAGUGAAUUUGGAAAAGAUGACUCCUUGUUUGGCAGCUGCUAUGGUAAAGAUUUGGCUAGCUGUGAAGUUAACAGUGAAGAUGAAAAAGGUGGCAAAAAUAGAUCAAAAAGUGAAAGCUUAAUGGGUACUUUAAAAAGAAGGCUUUCAGCAAAACAAAAGCAGAAAGGGAAAGGCAGCACGCCAUCUGUAAGCUCUGCUGAUGACGAUACCUUUUCUUCCUCAUCUGCUCCAAUAACCUUUAAAGAUGUGAGAGCUCAAAGACCUCUAAGGUCCACAUCCCUCCGUAACCACCAUUACAGUCCAACACCAUGGCCCCUUCGAUCGACAAACUCAGAAGAGACUUGUAUCAAAAUGGAAGUGAAAGUCAAGGCCUUGGUCCACUCCUCUAACCCAAGCCCAGCACUGAAUGGUGUUCGAAAGGACUUCCAUGACUUGCAGUCAGAUAGUGUGUUUCAAGAACAAAACAAUACAUUAAAAAGUACAGAAUCCCAGAAUGGGGACCUACAUCUUCAUAUUGAUGAACAUGUGCCUGUAGUUAUUGGACUAAUGCCUCAGGACUACAUUCAGUAUACUGUGCCUUUAGAUGAGGGAAUGUAUCCUUUGGAAGGAUCACGUAGUUACUGUCUGGAUAGUUCCUCACCCAUGGAAGUUUCAACUGUUUCCUCUCAAGUGAGCGGAAAUGCUUUUCAUGAAGAUGAGGGUCAGGUGGAUCAAGAUGUAGUUGUUGCUCCAGAUAUCUUUGUGGACCAGGCAGUGAAUGGUUUGUUGAUUGGUACCACAGGAGUCAUGUUGCAAAGCCCAAGAGUUAAUCACAGUGAUGUCCCUCCACUCUCACCAUUGCUACCUCCGAUGCAGAAUAAUCAAAUCCAAAGGAACUUUAAUGGACUGAAUGGCACAGAUGCCCAUGUGGCUGAAAGUAUGCGCUGCCAUUUGAAUUUUGAUCCUAACUCUGCCCCAGGAGUUGGAAGAGUUUAUGACUCUGUACAAAAUAGUGGUCCUAUGGUUGUGACGAGCCUCACAGAGGAACUGAAAAAACUUGCAAAACAAGGAUGGUACUGGGGCCCUAUCACACGUUGGGAGGCAGAGGGAAAACUGGCGAAUGUGCCCGAUGGUUCAUUUCUUGUUCGAGAUAGCUCUGAUGACCGUUAUCUUUUAAGCCUGAGUUUUCGCUCCCAUGGUAAAACUCUUCAUACUAGAAUUGAACAUUCAAAUGGUAGGUUUAGCUUUUAUGAACAACCAGAUGUGGAGGGACAUACUUCUAUUGUUGAUCUAAUUGAACAUUCAAUCAGGGACUCUGAAAAUGGAGCUUUUUGCUAUUCAAGGUCUCGAUUGCCUGGAUCUGCAACUUACCCGGUGAGAUUGACAAACCCAGUAUCUCGGUUUAUGCAGGUGCGUUCCUUACAGUACCUGUGUCGUUUUGUUAUACGUCAGUAUACCAGAAUAGACCUGAUCCAGAAACUGCCUUUGCCAAACAAAAUGAAGGAUUAUUUACAAGAAAAGCACUACUGA
Molecule: messenger RNA, 1788 nt
Organism: Emys orbicularis (European pond turtle)
Lineage: Eukaryota; Metazoa; Chordata; Testudines; Emydidae
Gene: SOCS6
Product: suppressor of cytokine signaling 6
Exons: 2
Coding region: 184-1788 (534 amino acids)
Biological process (GO): protein ubiquitination; intracellular signal transduction; phosphatidylinositol phosphate biosynthetic process
Cellular component (GO): phosphatidylinositol 3-kinase complex
Molecular function (GO): 1-phosphatidylinositol-3-kinase regulator activity
Source: RefSeq, a predicted model, not a curated record